AUGUUUUUUGAUACCAGAGCUAUAUCGAUAUAUCGAUAUUGUGUAAUUGUUUAUGAGAUUCCACGGCGCUCAAAUCUAUUACAUCCAUCACCUAGAUUAGAUUAUAAUGGCCAACUCGGACGGCGUUUUCCUUCGUUUAUAUAUAUCGUAGAUGAAUCCUACAAUCAGGUGGGAGAUAAUUGA
Molecule: messenger RNA, 183 nt
Organism: Racocetra fulgida
Lineage: Eukaryota; Fungi; Glomeromycota; Glomeromycetes; Diversisporales; Gigasporaceae
Source: the annotation of a GenBank genome assembly